Stegodyphus dumicola is the source of this 3428-nucleotide messenger RNA. Its product is annotated as OTU domain-containing protein 7B-like. Lineage: Eukaryota; Metazoa; Arthropoda; Arachnida; Araneae; Eresidae. The record is from RefSeq and is a predicted model, not a curated record. Gene Ontology annotation, biological process: protein K63-linked deubiquitination; protein deubiquitination involved in ubiquitin-dependent protein catabolic process; protein K11-linked deubiquitination. Gene Ontology annotation, cellular component: nucleus; cytoplasm. Gene Ontology annotation, molecular function: cysteine-type deubiquitinase activity; K63-linked polyubiquitin modification-dependent protein binding.
AUGGAUUGUACGGUGAUGUCCCUUUAAUGUAGACUUUUGUGUUAAAAAUUUAUUUAUUAUAUUAUAAUCAUAACAUAUCUCAUUGCCUUAAAUAUGUUAAUCGCAGAAUUCAGUUGACUAUGAUUCAUUUUCAAUCAUGAAUCCAAAAUGGAUGGACAUCUGUGCAGCUAACUGUUGAUCUGAAAUGUGGUUAUUUCUGAGGAAUGGCAGAUUCCGACUAAAUGUAGUUGAUAGAUGUAAAAAUGGACAUAAUACUUUCUGAGUUUAUCACUCGUACAUCUGCAGAUCCUGGUCUUGCACGGGAUCUUCUAGAAGGUCAUGAGUGGGAUUUACAGUCUGCACUUUCUGCAUUCUAUAUUCUCAAAGGUAUUACAACUAGUCCAAAAUUAAAGGAAGCAACUUCACUGCCAAUAAAACUUUCUGGGGGCCAUAAACAGCGUUUAGAUGUUGACACUUAUGCUUCCACAUCAAAAUGCUGCCCACAUCCAAAAGAUACAGUGCUUGAUUCAGAUGAUACUGGAAGCAAACGUUUGUCUCGAGGAAUAUCUAGAGCAACAGAUAAUGUCAAUCUUGUUUCUCGAGCACGCAGUAAAUUUGCCAAAGAAUUUGUAUCAUCUGGAUGUGAUAAAAGCCAAAUAGUCACAGGAUUAGAAACACCUGUGUAUACAUUCUCAUUGCCAGAUUUAUCAAUUUAUCCAAGUGAUUUUAGAGAAUUCUUAGAAAAAGAUUUAAUUGAAACUUCUACUCUGGUAUCUUUAGAAAAUGCUGGUCGUUUGAACUGGUGGGCAGAAAAAGGCACAUGCCAAAGAUUAUGGCCUUUAGCAACUACUGGAGAUGGGAACUGUUUGCUUCAUGCUGCAUCUUUAGGUAUGUGGGGAUUUCAUGAUCGUUUGCUAACUCUCAGGAAAGCCUUACACAGUCUUCUUGCAAACAGUACAUUUACUGAAGCUUUUUAUAGAAGAUGGCGGUGGCAAGUUUCGUUGCAAAAUAAAGAAGCUGGCCUAGUCUAUUGUGAGGAAGAAUGGGAAAAGGAAUGGCAGUCUUUACUAAAAAUGGCAUCUACUGAACCACGUCUGCUUCCGUGCCAAAAAAAGAAUUUUACUGAAAGUUCAAGUAAAGGUCCCUUGCUGGCAGUACCAGAAGAAGAAAUUCAGCCUGACAUAUAUGAAAGCUUGGAGGAAUUUCAUGUUCUGGCUUUAGCUCAUGUUUUACGGCGGCCCAUAAUUGUCAUAGCUGAUACUGUUCUGAAAGAUGUAACUGGUGAACCUUUUGCUCCAAUUCCAUUUGGUGGCAUAUAUCUUCCUUUAGAGUGCCCACCAGCCGAAUGCCUUCGAUCUCCAUUAUGUUUAACUUAUGACGCUGCACAUUUUUCUGCACUUGUUGCUAUGGAGAAAGAAGCAUAUGCUGACAAAACUCCUCACCCUCCUGCUGCAAUUCCCUUAAUUGAUCCUGAUCACAAGUUGCUGCCGAUUCAGUUUGCUGUUGAUCCAGGAGUAGAGGUCAGGUGGGGUCAAGAUGAAAAUGACCCCAUCAUAAUCUCUAAAUUAACUCUAACUGACAAAGAUAAACUUGGUUUAUUGAAUGAAUAUCUGGAUGUGAUUGAUCUUCCUGUUUUUGGUAUGCCGAAGCAAGAUUCUGUAGAUUUUCAGGAAGAAGAUUCUAUGUCCAAUAGCACUGACAUAGACCGUAGUUCUGCAGCUGGUAGCUUUGAUUCAGAUGAUAGUAUUGUUGAUAGGGGAUCUGGUAGCUCCAGUCCAGGAGGACUGUUAUCUGUACAAAGAAGUAAGGCUAGCAGACAGUUACAAAGUGUAGCUAAACAGUUUGGUAGUAUUGGUAGAACAAUGAGCAAAAAAAUAAAGAAAAAUUUUGGCAGCUUUACUCGAAGAGCAGGUUCUUUUAGGGGAACACCUGAGAGCAAAUCUGUGGAUUCUUUAAAAAACAAAAAAGUUAAAGAUCCUGCAUUAUCCAUUAGAUUAUCAGCAAGUGGAAUAGUGGGUACACCUGAUAGUAUUAUUGCAGCUGUUAUUCAUACUGAUAAUAGACAUGAAUAUCAAGAAGAAAUGAUUCGUAAUUACUUGAACUCAGCAAGAUGUCGUUUCUUGAAAGAGAAGGAAAAGAAAUACCAGAAUGAAGGAGGUUAUGGUACAGAUGUCAAACAUGAGAACCACCCAGAUCUUUCACAGUGUGUUGUACCUGGUUGCAAUUUAUAUGGUAUGGCAAAAAUGCAUUAUAUGUGUUCAAAUUGCUAUAGUGAGCAAAAGUUUCAUGUAAAUAAUGAAAAUAAACAUAAAAAUUCACCUCGUAAUUCUCCAAAGAGCAAUAAAAUAUCUGGAAUAGAGCGUCUAGAUUAUGAACGAGGAAAUGCUUCUGAUAAAGUGGCCUUAACUGCUAAAUCCUCCACAAAACCCUAUGGUAUAAGCCUAGCAAGCAAAUCAGCAAAGAAUGAAGAUAUCAGUAGUUCUGUUCAAAAUGUAGUUACAUCAGGGAGCUGUAUUAAAGCUGCUUCAAAAGUAAAAAUGCAUCUUAGCACAAUCUAGAUGUAAUAAAUAACGCCUUAUGUGUAUAUGUAUAUUUAUUUCCUAAGAAAAUUUCCUGUCAGAGAUUCAAUUUAUAAAUCACUCAUUUGAAGUGCACUAAUUAUUUUUUUAUGUUGUAAAUAAUUCAUUAUAACACAUGAUUGUAAUAUUAAUGAUAAAUGAGUCAUGUUUUUCAAAUAAUUAUGCAAAAAUGUGAUGAAACAUUUUUGUAAACAGUAUUAAAUAACAAAGAAUUUUGUUUGUUACAGUGUUUGUUAUUUAUUCUUAUUGUUAAGUUUCAGAUGUUAUUUUAACAUUAUAGUAUUUUCAAGUGUUUGUAGUUACUCAUAUUAAAUUGUCAAUUAAGUCCUUAUGACAUGGAAAAAUUAUGUAUUUUUGUACCUGUUAGAUGUCUUCAGUGGCUUUAUGUGUAUUAAAUUUGAAAUUUUAAUAAUUUUUAUUUUAUUAAUUGUGGUUCAAGCAACUGAGGUAUAGCUUCAAUGACUUUUUUUUUUUUUUUCAAGCUCUGUAAUUUUUUCACAUUCUAUAAUUAUGUAACAUGAUAUUAUCCUAGAGAAAUUUAUACAUGUAAAAUGCAUUAAAAACUACCAUGUUUUCAAAAUCACUGAGAAAAUAGGUUAUUAUUGAUUGGCUGAGGUGAUUAUUUAGAAGUGAACAAAAUACAGAAUUUAAUAUUUUUAUAUGUAAUUUCACGAAGUUGUGAUUUUUUCACAACUUGUAUUAGUUAAGUGAGUUAUAUUAUCUUUUCUAUAAUAAAUUUGCCCAUAUAAGAGCCAAAAUGAUGUGUAAUUGCUUGCAUUCUUACAUAUUAGAAGAAGUAAGUGUAUUUUUGUUAAUAUUGUAAUGUAUAUUUUUAAGUAUUUUUACAAUGUCGUUAAAUGCAAACCAAAC